ACACCAUGAUACUUAUUAUUUGUUCUAGAGAAGAUAAAUAAAUAAAUAAACAAAUCAUUGUAAGUUGUAACUAAUAAUAAUGCACUAGUAGUAACUCAUUCAUCAUUCCGUUUCCAGUUCAAGAACUUGUUCUACUCUUUUAUCCUACGCACUCCUCCCUUCUUAUCCUGCGCAUCUUUCACCGAGAUCCUCCCCUUCGCAUCUUCACUUUCCACCAUUUCAGUGGGAAAGAAUCAUGAGUUGUUUCAGCUGUUGCGAAGAGGAUGACCUCCACAAGGCUGCUGAAAGUGGAGGACCAUACGUCGUAAAAAAUCCAGCAGGAAAUGAUGGAAAUUAUCUUGCUUCUGAAACUGCAAAGCAGGGCACUCAGCCUGUUAAACCUCAGCCCAUUGAAGUUCCUAAUAUAUCAGCAGAUGAACUGAAAGAAGUUACAGAUAACUUUGGUCAAGAUGCUCUGAUUGGAGAGGGAUCCUAUGGAAGAGUAUAUUAUGGUGUUCUUAAAAGUGAGCUGGCUGCAGCAAUCAAGAAGUUGGAUGCCAGUAAACAGCCUGAUGAGGAAUUUUUAGCCCAGGUUUCAAUGGUAUCAAGGUUGAAGCAUGAAAAUUUUGUUCAGUUGCUUGGAUAUUGCAUUGAUGGAAGCUCCCGUAUUCUUGCUUAUGAGUUUGCAUCUAAUGGGUCUCUUCAUGAUAUUUUACACGGCAGAAAAGGUGUUAAAGGAGCACAGCCUGGCCCAGUUUUGACAUGGGCACAAAGAGUAAAAAUUGCCGUAGGGGCGGCAAGAGGACUUGAAUACUUGCAUGAGAAGGCUGAUCCGCACAUUAUCCACCGGGACAUCAAGUCAAGCAAUGUGCUAAUCUUUGAUGAUGAUGUUGCUAAAAUUGCAGAUUUUGAUUUAUCAAAUCAGGCUCCUGACAUGGCUGCACGUCUUCAUUCUACUCGUGUCCUUGGAACCUUUGGUUAUCAUGCUCCAGAAUAUGCAAUGACUGGACAAUUGAAUGCUAAGAGUGAUGUAUACAGUUUUGGCGUUGUUCUUCUGGAACUUCUGACUGGAAGGAAACCUGUUGAUCAUACACUACCACGUGGACAGCAGAGUCUGGUUACUUGGGCUACACCAAAACUCAGUGAGGAUAAAGUCAGGCAGUGUGUUGAUACAAGACUAGGAGGAGAAUACCCACCCAAAGCUGUUGCUAAGAUGGCUGCUGUUGCUGCACUGUGUGUGCAAUAUGAAGCUGAUUUCAGACCAAACAUGAGCAUUGUAGUCAAAGCUCUUCAACCUUUGUUGACUGCACGACCUGGACCUGCCGGUGAAAUACCCAAUUAAUCUCUGUAUCACUUUCUCUACAUAUUUGUGAGUAUGUGCACAAGUGUGCAUGCAAAAUAUAACUUCAGAAGCUGGUGGUAAAUUGCUCAGACAUGACUUUAUAUCCCAUUGUUUACACUGCAUUCAUUUUGUUCAUAAUCCAUGAGGUUCUUUGCGGUUUCCUUGCUUUUAUUCAUUUUAAUGUACUUGCUUUGUCUAUUUUUUUUUUCCUUUCUAUCCUUUACUUCUGGGAUGAUUGCCGUCUUUACGAUAAAGUGUUGGGAAAAACUGCAAAACAGAAUUGUGUAUACUCAAAGCUAAGAGCAAGUCAAUGGACUAUCUCUACUGGAAACAGUUAUUCACCGAGAGCCGUUCUUAUUAGAUUGAUUCUUUUAAUUUUUUUUCAUUAAAAUGUUUGUCAAAUUGAGAGUUGUAUAAAUUACUCAAAAUUUCAAUUCCAAUGUUUUAGGAAAGAAAAAAGAAAAUAUUGUUUCACUGCUCAA
Glycine soja is the source of this 1803-nucleotide messenger RNA. RefSeq names its product pto-interacting protein 1-like. Bases 236 to 1321 code for a protein of 361 amino acids. NCBI's taxonomy places the organism in Eukaryota, Viridiplantae, Streptophyta, Magnoliopsida, Fabales, Fabaceae. The record is from RefSeq and is a predicted model, not a curated record. Gene Ontology annotation, biological process: protein phosphorylation. The transcript has 8 exons. Gene Ontology annotation, molecular function: ATP binding; protein kinase activity.